AUGGGAAAUCUGUGUUCAAAUAAGGAGCAAGAGAGUAGACGUCCUGAGCUUUUAAGACAACGAUUUUCCCUGCGAGCACAUUUAACAAGAUUAGAAGAAGAAAAGAGACUUGAGCAAACACAAAGAGAUGAAGUUAGAUUAGCUCAAAAAGAGAGAGAUGAAGAAUUAGCUAGAUUAGCACCCGAAAGUGAAGAGACACAUUUAAGAAUAUUAAAAGAAGAAAGGAGAACAAGACUUGAGCAAACACAAAGAGAUGAAGUUAGAUUAGCUCAAAAAGAGAGAGAUGAAGAGUUAGCUAGAUUAGCACACGAAAAUGAAGAGAGUAGACGUGCUGAUCAUCUCGAGCUUUUAAGACAAGAAAGAAUUUCCCAGCAAGCACAUUUAAGAAUAUUUGAAGUAAAAAGGAGAACAAGACUUGAGCAAACACAAAGAGAUGAGACUAGAUUAGCUCAAAAGAGACGAGAUGAAGAGUUAGCUACAUUAACAAGACAAUUGUAUAUAACAACACCAGGUCGUUCAGUAAAAGCGGAUGAAAAAAUAUUGUCAAAACCACGUUUAAUCCUUGAUUUGUUGAUAAACUUUACAGAAACAAACCAAUGGCAGCAACAUGACCCAAAUUCAUCAUACUGCCUUGUACUUCUGCCCAACUAUGAUGCAGAAUACCAUAAUUUAGUAAAUAAAUUUAGAAGAACCAACAAAAAUUUUUACAAAGUGACACAAAUUGCCAAAAUGCAAAAUAAGUACCUUUACGCAAAAUACAAACUAAAACAAAUUCAAACUAUGUGCAAUAAUGUCGAAACUUUGUAUCAUGGUACUAAAAUGCAUUGCUUGGAUGCAAUAUGCAAGGAAAACUUAAAUUGGAGACUACAUCAAAGAAGCAAGUUUGGUAGGGGAGUUUCGUUUUCUAGCAUAAGUUACUACUCAACACAUUAUUGUGACAAGGACAAGGAAAAAAUAAUGCUGGUAGUGGAUGUUUUAGUGAACAAUUGGUGCCACGGUGAACAGGGGUUAAUGCUGCCACCUAAUGGUUACGAAACUACUAAAGCAGACAAAAACAAGGUCAUUGUUAAAUAUGAUGAUUUUACUUUUUAUCCAAAAUACGUUAUUUACUAUGAGGGAAUUGAUUAUUCUAAAAAAAAUAAUUAUCAUAGGAGAAACCAUUUCAUGUAUGAAUAA
Molecule: messenger RNA, 1176 nt
Organism: Brassicogethes aeneus
Lineage: Eukaryota; Metazoa; Arthropoda; Insecta; Coleoptera; Nitidulidae
Source: the annotation of a GenBank genome assembly